Schistocerca gregaria is the source of this 1710-nucleotide messenger RNA. RefSeq lists its product as uncharacterized. The transcript has 7 exons. Lineage: Eukaryota; Metazoa; Arthropoda; Insecta; Orthoptera; Acrididae. The record is from RefSeq and is a predicted model, not a curated record. The coding region runs from base 1 to 1710 and encodes 569 amino acids. Gene Ontology annotation, molecular function: nucleic acid binding.
AUGAGAAUUGUCAAGCAUGAGGAAAUGAUGACUCACAAUCUUGUUGGGAACCAUAAGAGGAAAAAUUUGUUUACCCAGUUAACAAGAAUCUCCACAACACUCGCACUUUUACUCUUGGGUGUUUUAGAAGCUCCUUUUUCAAGUGACUUCUUGUUGUGGAAGAGAAAAAUACGAGAUCUAAUUGACUAUCAUGAAGGAGCUUUAGACAUAAUUGAUAGCAACUCAGUAAAACCUGAGCCACUGUCUGAAGCUGCUAAUGAGGCAGCAAUAAAGGAUCAUAAAACCAAGUCAGAUUUUUAUCUUAAAGCGAACAGUUAUUCCAAGUCGAUGAUUAAAAGUGCAGUUACAGACACUAUGUAUCAGAAGAUCAUGAACAAAGAAAUGACUCAUGAAGCAUGGGAGGGAGAAGACAUCUCCACACACAUAGUGAAAUUAACAAGUCUGUGGAAUGAACUGAACAACAGGCUUAAAGCAAAAGGAGAAACUGUGCUACCUGAUUUGAUAUUGGUAUGUAAAGCUUUACACAUUCUACCUGAAAGCUUUGAUUCCUAUAAAUCGAGUUGGAUGUUAUUAACGAAAGAUGAUAACAAAAUGUUUGAUGAAUUAAAGGAACAGUUGUGCAUGUUUGAGAGAAAUUUUACAAAGAGUAGUGAAAACAUCGAACAAGAGGCAUUAGUAGUCAAAUCAGGUGUACAAAACAAAAUAAAAACUAACAAAUUCAAAGUUAAGGUAAAAUGUAACUAUUGCAACGAACCAGGCUACUGGAUCAAAUAUUGUAAGAAGUGGUUUGCAGAUGGAAGACCAGUUAAAAACACAACUGUGCAGAAAAACAUGGACAAAACUGUAGCAACGAGUAUUACUAUUUAUGGCGAGGCUUGUUCAUCAGAAGUGGAUGUAUGCAAUUGGUGGAUUGGCAAUGGUGCAACGAAACAUACGGCAAAAAGUCCUGAUUACUUUGUCAGCUUCGAAGAAUCCAACAAUGCCUGCUGUAUAAAGGCCACUGGACAGGAGUCUCUAGAAGUAAAAGCAAGAGGAUCAGUUCGGAUUCUGUCAACAGUUGACAGCAGAUGUGAAGAGCUGACUCUGACUGAUGCCUGGAAUAUACCAAAAAUUUCCAAAAACCGUAUUUCUGUUUUAGCUGCACAAGACCAAAUUAAGCCCUUAGUGCCAGAGAAGGAUGCAACUGUGAAUCUUUCAGUGGAAGAUAGAUUUUAUGUACUUCAACUGUAUCAUGAGAGAUGGGGCCAUGAAGACAAGCGUCAUAUUAAAAUAACACUCAAAAAGGAAUUUAACAAUGAUAAUAAGGAAGGGGCAGAGAUUUGUGAACCAUGCAAAUUUGGGGAAGCGCAUCAUCUACCAUUUGGAACUAGAGAAAGCUAUGGCUAUUUUGCUGCAGAAAAAUCAGAAUUGAGUAAAAUUCUCAGAGAUUUUCGCUCACAUACAAAGGCAUUGGGCUACUAUGUUAAAGAGAUGCUGAGUGACAAUGGCAAUGAGUUUGAUAACAAAGCAGUUAGAUCCACCUUAAGUUCAAAUUGUAUAACACAACGAUUGACGGUUCCCUAUCCUCCUAAGCAAAACGCAAUUUACAUUUUGAAUAGAACAGGGAAGUCAUCUGUAGAAGGUGUCAGUCCUUACGAGUUGUGGGAACGGAAAAAGUCUCGAUCUAAACAUUUCACGAUUAUUGGUCAACAUCUUAUGCACAUAUUCUAA